UUUAAAUUUAAAUACCUGAAGGAGUCAUGGCGGAGAUAUUUAUGGCCAGAGUAGCAGAUCAGGCUGAGAGGUACGAAGACAUGGUUGAAUUCCUUAAAGAAGUCAUCGACACUAAAUCUGAAGAUCUCAGCAUUGAAGAAAGAAAUCUCCUUAGUGUUGGUUUUAAGAAUUUUAUCAGUUCUUCCAGAUCAGCUUAUAGAGUUAUAGGCACAAUUGAAACAAAUUCUAAGUACAAGGACUACACUGAAGACUGUAAGGCUUAUAAAAACAAAAUCCGCGAGGAACUUGAGCAGAAGUGUAUGAAGGUAAUUGAGAUUGUCAAGACCAAAUCUUUACCAAAAGCUACUGAGAAAGAAUCAAUCACCUUCUAUCACAAAAUGAUUGGUGACUAUUACAGAUACAUCGCAGAAAAUUAUGGUCCUGACAAAGAUCCUCCAAACUUAGAUUCUAUAGGUGUCAUGGGCAAAGUUUCUGAGUAUUACGAACAAGAGAAAGAUUCUGAAAACCCAGUUUUGUUCGAAAGCUCCAAAGGAGCUCUUGAGCAUUAUGAGAAGGCAACUAAAGCUGCUGCGGAUUUGAAGCCUUACAACUCAACUAAACUAGGACUUGCACUCAAUUGUUCAGUCUUCUACUAUGAAAUAAAAAGUGAUAUUCCAAAAGCAUGAAAGAUCGCAGAAGCUGCACUUGAAGAUGCCAAGAAGAGCAUUGAUAAUAUGGACAAUGAAGACGCUAGAGAUUCUUUAUCAAUAGUCGAGCUCCUCAAGGAAAACCUCUCCCUCUGGCAAGAAGAAAACGUGGAUAAUUAAUAACAUAUA
Moneuplotes crassus is the source of this 815-nucleotide messenger RNA. Lineage: Eukaryota; Ciliophora; Spirotrichea; Euplotida; Euplotidae. The record is from the annotation of a GenBank genome assembly.